CACGGGGUUGUCAUGGAGCCGCGGGGCCGGGCUCGCGCAUGCGCUACCUGACCUGCGGGGCCGGUCGUGGAGCUGCGACCCCGGCCCUGGGGCAAUCUGGUUGAAAAGAGUACCGAUGAACCUGCUGCCAGCCUAGUAAGAAAUGGAGAGGAAAAACCCAUCCAGAGAGAGCCCCAGAAGACUCUCAGCCAAACUAGGCAAAGGCACAGAGAUGAAAAAAGUGGCUCGUCAACUUGGCAUGGCGGCUGCCGAGUCAGAUAAGGACUCUGGAUUUUCAGAUGGGAGCUCGGAAUGUCUGAGCUCAGCAGAGCAGAUGGAGUCCGAGGACAUGCUGAGCGCCUUAGGCUGGAGCAGAGAAGACAGGCCAAGGCAGAACUCCAAAACUGCAAACAACGCCUUCCCUACCCUGUCCCCCAUGGUUGUCAUGAAGAAUGUGCUGGUCAAACAGGGCAGCAGCUCAUCCCAGCUACAGUCAUGGACUGUCCAGCCCUCCUUUGAAGUGAUCUCAGCACAGCCACAGCUCUUAUUCCUUCAUCCACCUGUACCAUCUCCUGUCAGUCCCUGUCAUGCGGGCGAGAAAAAGUCAGAUGCCAGGAACUACCUGCCCAUUCUAAAUUCUUACACCAAAAUAGCCCCACACCCAGGCAAAAGGGGCCUUUCCCUCAGACCAGAAGAAAGAGGAGCAAGUGGAAUGCAAAAGAAAAUCUGCACUGAGAGACUUGGGCCAAGCUUGUCUUCCAGUGAGCCAACCAAGACCGGUGCUGUACCAUCCAGACCCUCGACUGCAGCACCACCCAGUGCCAAACUUGCCGAGGACUCAGCUCUGCAGGGUGUGCCCUCCCUAGUGGCAGGGGGAAGUCCACAGACUCUUCAGCCAGUAUCCAGCAGCCACGUGGCUAAAGCUCCCAGUCUGACCUUUGCUUCCCCCGCUAGUCCUGUCUGUGCCUCAGACAGUACUCUACAUGGGUUAGAGAGCAACUCUCCCCUCUCACCAUUGUCAGCUAAUCAUAAGUCACCCUUAUGGGCAGCAGAGCACCUCUGCCACAGCCCAGAUUCCUUUUCAGAGCAGCGCCAGAGCAAGCAUAGGCGCUUUCAGAAUACCCUGGUAGUGCUACACAGAUCUGGUUUGCUGGAGAUCACUUUGAAAACCAAGGAGUUGAUUCGUCAGAACCAGGCGACUCAGGUGGAACUAGACCAGCUAAAGGAGCAAACCCAGUUGUUCAUAGAGGCCACCAAGAGCAGGGCUCCUCAGGCUUGGGCCAAGCUGCAGGCAUCUUUAACAUCUGGGUCCAGUCAUACUGGCAGUGACCUAGAAGCAUUCUCUGAUCGCCCAGACAUAUAGCACAGACGGCAUAUUUUCCUGUUACUUGAGUAGUUCUUUGAAAUAUUUUACUCUUACCUAUUUCUGUUUCCUAAAGUUUAUGUAAGAGCUUUUCCUUUUAAACCUCUACUGUUUAGCAGUUCACUUAUAAAGCCACGUGCCAGUAGCUGGCUGCUGUCUCAACCUGUGGUCUGUGCACAGGUUAUGCAUUUCUCCGUUCCACUGAGGACCUCUGAUUCAGAGUGUCCUUGAGUUCCUCUUCCUUAGCUUGCAGGCUCUCCGAUGGGUCAUGGGGCAAAGCAGGAAAGGUGACUGUGGGGGGCUCUUCUAGCUGCCACCUCCCAUGUCCCACUCACCGGGAUCAAGGGUGCAAUAAUACAGAUGAGUGUACAGAGUGACACCUGUUGAGCCAGGGAGUAGGUGACAUAAGGAUCCCUUCCCCUGAGUAUCUUAGAAAAACGGAGGAGGUGUGUUUGCAUUCUACAAGGCAUUGUGCCAGUUGGGUGAAACAUAAAAUGCUCUGGGCACAGGUUGUGCCUGAUUGUAAGCACUUAAUCACUUAAAGCUUUGUUUUCUUAAACUUGAAAGUUAAGGGAAAAGGGUAGGACCAUUUGACUCAUUCACUUUAAUCACAAGCCAGAUUUCACUUAAAUGAUUAGGCAAAAUGAGAUUUUUAAGGUAUAGCAUGGAUUCAGUAUUCUUUGGAAUUGUAGUUGAUGAAUUCCUUUUUUUAUUUAGAGACUGAAGAAAAUAGACAUGGCCAGUAUCUCUUGGCCAGGGGCCAGAAGAUUCUGGUAACUUAUGCUUUUUUUUUCUCUUGAAACAGUUCAACUUGUUUUAUGUCUAAAAACCUUAAGGAUAGCUUCAGUCGUUCCUGAGGGUGCAGUAUAAGUCAACCUUCUGCAGCCACCCUGGGCUCCCCCCCCCCUUUGUUUUCAUAAAAGAGGAAAGAAGUGAUUAUUAGGCUUGAUAAACUUUGAAUUAAAUGAAAUCAUCCGGAGAUUGUGAUAAGUUCACAAAGAAUUAGAAAACAUUCUUAUCCAUUUUCUUUUCACAUCCCAAGUUUUCAUUUUUCCCAUGUUAUGGUGACAGGGAAUGAUUAUGGAGCACAGUCCUCUGUGUUUCUUUCACGGGUUGGAUAUUGGCAACAAAUCCAAAGGUGUAACGUUGGUUAUAUGAAGUUCAUCUCAAAAUGGAGAAUGUGAGUUUCCAGAUGAUACACAUUCGUUUCAGCUUCGUUGUAUCGGUAACUAGAUUUCUAAGAGUAAAUUUUUUUAAAAAUUUA
Molecule: messenger RNA, 2606 nt
Organism: Cynocephalus volans (Philippine flying lemur)
Lineage: Eukaryota; Metazoa; Chordata; Mammalia; Dermoptera; Cynocephalidae
Gene: CIPC
Product: CLOCK interacting pacemaker
Exons: 4
Coding region: 143-1342 (399 amino acids)
Biological process (GO): negative regulation of DNA-templated transcription; negative regulation of circadian rhythm
Cellular component (GO): nucleus
Source: RefSeq, a predicted model, not a curated record